Mugil cephalus (flathead mullet) is the source of this 855-nucleotide messenger RNA. RefSeq names its product death associated protein 1b (gene dapl1b.1). Gene Ontology annotation, molecular function: death domain binding. NCBI's taxonomy places the organism in Eukaryota, Metazoa, Chordata, Actinopteri, Mugiliformes, Mugilidae. Bases 99 to 449 code for a protein of 116 amino acids. Gene Ontology annotation, biological process: cellular response to amino acid starvation; apoptotic signaling pathway; negative regulation of autophagy. The transcript is spliced from 4 exons. The record is from RefSeq and is a predicted model, not a curated record.
AUAAAAACAAGGCAGUGGGCGUUCGGAGAGAACUUUUUUUUCUUCUGUUCUUGCAGGUUGUCUUUCUGCUGCUUUCUCUGCGGAAACUUUGCAAAAACAUGGUGCAACAAAUGUCCAAACCUGGAGCGAAGGAGACCCCUUUGCUGAAAGCUGGCCAUCCUCCUGCAGUUAAGGCUGGAGGAAAACGUGUGGCCAAGAAAUGCCUGGAAGAUGGUGCCACCCACGGGACUCCAGAGAGGGAGACGAAGAGGCCCGAUAAACUGAGGUCCUUUACCACAGCCAACAGGAUGCAGCAAGUUGGCAUACUCCUGGCAGGGACUCUUGACAAGCUGAGCCACGACUUCCCAGAGACGCCAGUGAGCGUGCGGCACAGCAAGGUGCGCCCUGCGGUGGAGAAGCCUCACUCCGCCCCCCGGAGCUUUUUCAUCCAGCAGCCCAGGAAGUGUUGAACGUGUCCAGGAGGGCCCCGGAGAGGAACCGUGUAAAGUCAGCAGCUGUGAAACAUCUGAGUGUUGGGCGCGUGAGGGGGGGGACUGUUGUGACGGGUUGUCUGUGAGGUGUUGAUGGGAGUGUGAAAGCUUUGGUCGAGCUCUGUUUGCGUAGGACGAAAAUGGGCCGCGCUUGUUGUGAGAAUACUAUAAACCAGCGUCUUCCACAGCGUUUGCUGAGAAAUGCUGUAGUGGUAUUUACCAGCCGACAGGGAAAACAAAUGGCGCCUGUAUGUUUGAAGUGAAGGUUGUGAGUGAGGUUUGUAAGAGUGCUUCUUAUUGUCCUUUCUUUUCUGUUUCUUUUUUGAAUCUUCACUGUGUAUUGCUUGGCAGUUACAUAAGAUUUAUUAAAAAGAAUUGCAUGGCA